Molecule: messenger RNA, 864 nt
Organism: Mercurialis annua (annual mercury)
Lineage: Eukaryota; Viridiplantae; Streptophyta; Magnoliopsida; Malpighiales; Euphorbiaceae
Product: protein DMP8-like
Exons: 1
Coding region: 41-718 (225 amino acids)
Biological process (GO): endomembrane system organization
Source: RefSeq, a predicted model, not a curated record
CCACAUCUUCUAAAAUCAUUCGUCUUCUACAAAACAAAAAAUGGAGCAAAUUGGUGAGGACAUAGGAAUAAAAAUCUACACAGCAUCUCCAAGAAAUAAUGAAAAUCACCAAACAACCACACCAUUCUCAUCAUCUUCCAUACCACCACCGGAAAACUCGAAAGAACCGGGGAGAAAAAGGAGAGCAGUGGCAAAAGGAGUGCAGAACACUCUUUCGAAAACAUCGAUGCUCGUAAAUUUCCUUCCGACAGGAACGCUUUUAACCUUCGAAAUGGUUCUUCCGACAGUAAUCAAGAACGGGGAGUGCAGUACUCAUGUUUCUGUUCUUAUGCUGCUUCUCCUUCUUGGCCUCUGCGCCGUUUCGUGCUUCUUCUUUCACUUCACCGACAGUUUCAAAGGCCCGGAUGGGAAAGUGUACUACGGAUUUGUUACUCCGAAGGGAUUGGCUGUUUUUAAACCUGGCCUCGGAGUAGAAGUGCCUAAGGAUGAGAGGUAUAAAGUGGGAUUGACCGACUUUGUUCAUGCUAUGAUGUCGGUCAUGGUUUUUGCUGCGAUCGCGUUGUCGGAUCAUCGGGUGACUAAUUGUUUGUUUCCUGGAUAUGUGGAAGAGAUGACUCAAGUUAUGGAAAGUUUCCCUAUUAUGGUUGGUGUUGUGUGCAGUGGAUUGUUUCUUGUGUUCCCUAAUACUCGUUAUGGUAUAGGUUGUAUGUCUACUUAAUUAGAUUUCAUUUUUUUUUUUUUUGCCAAAAUUAGAUUUCAUUUUAGUUUCUUGUCUUUGAAGUUAAUUUGUCGAUUGUUGUUAGUUUUCAUUUGUUUAAGGAUUAUGUUUCUCCAUGUAUUAUUGUUGUUUGAUUCAUGUGUUAA